CCCGCCCAGGCUCCUCCUGCCACGGCCCCCCCUCCACGCGCCCUGCAUACUAAGGCGCCCGGUCCUCCGCGCUCCACUCCCUGGCCGAGCUUCCCAGCUACCCGAACGUCCCCCUUGCGCCUCGCCACCAAGGUUUCAAAAGACCUCAUCAAAAUGCCAUCUCAAAUGGAACAUGCCAUGGAAACAAUGAUGUUCACCUUUCACAAAUUUGCUGGGGAUAAAGGCUACUUAACGAAGGAGGACCUGCGAGUACUCAUGGAAAAGGAGUUCCCUGGAUUUUUGGAAAAUCAAAAAGACCCCCUGGCUGUGGACAAAAUAAUGAAGGACCUGGACCAGUGCCGAGAUGGCAAAGUGGGCUUCCAGAGCUUCUUCUCCCUGAUUGCGGGGCUCACCAUUGCCUGCAACGACUAUUUUGUAGUACACAUGAAGCAGAAGGGAAAGAAGUAGGCGGCCAGGACGGGUACCCCUGCCCCGUGAGAGUCAUAUCCAAGGGUCCCUUAAGGAAUCUGCCCCACGGCUUCCCCUUGAUAAGGAUUUCAUGAGCAAACUGGGACCCUUAGAAAAUGUACAGAUCAAAUCCAACCCCCAUUGGCCACAAAAGAAAGAAAAGUUAAUGCAAGCCAGAUAAGCUCUUGGUUUUAUAUUGCUUGCCUCCUCUUGCCCUCAAUAAAAAAAAUUCCUUUUUUAGUU
Talpa occidentalis (Iberian mole) is the source of this 690-nucleotide messenger RNA. It is a transcript of the gene S100A10, whose product is annotated as S100 calcium binding protein A10. The coding region runs from base 154 to 447 and encodes 97 amino acids. Gene Ontology annotation, cellular component: cytoplasm. NCBI's taxonomy places the organism in Eukaryota, Metazoa, Chordata, Mammalia, Eulipotyphla, Talpidae. The record is from RefSeq and is a predicted model, not a curated record. The transcript is spliced from 3 exons. Gene Ontology annotation, molecular function: transmembrane transporter binding.